This is a messenger RNA of Triticum urartu, 2378 nucleotides long. The record is from RefSeq and is a predicted model, not a curated record. Lineage: Eukaryota; Viridiplantae; Streptophyta; Magnoliopsida; Poales; Poaceae.
GUUACUACAGUCCAACGAAAACGGUGGAGAUUGACCCACGGAUAACCUCGCUUUACGAGGAGGUCAAGGACUUGGUGGCAAUGGACGGCCGAGUGAAGCAAGUCACUGCUUUGUUGAUGGAUGAGAGUAUGGAGCUGAAAGUGGUGCCGAUUGUCGGGUCCGGAGGGUUGGGAAAAACGACCCUGGCCAUGGAGGUGUACCGCAAGAUUGGAUUAGGAGGAGACUUCCAGUGCCGAGGUUUCGUGUCGGUGUCACGUACUCUUGAUCUAGAGAAGCUCUUGAAGGAUAUCUUAUCUCAGAUUGAUAAAGAUGCUUAUGAAAACUGUAAGCGUUGGGAAAAAGAACAAUUAAUCCGUGAAACAAAACAGAUCUUGAUAGGAAAGAGGUACUUCAUUGUUAUUGAUGACGUCUGGAAAGAACAAGACUGGAAAUUAGUCAAGGCAGCAUUUCCUGAGAAUAACAAUGGUAGCAGAAUAAUUGCUACUACACACAUUACCGGUGUAGCUAAUCAGUGUUAUUCCAACUCCGGCGGUCAACCCUAUCAAAUGGUUCCUCUAGAUGAUGCUUCUUCUCGAAAAUUGUUCUUCAAGAGAAUUUUCUCCUCGGAUGAUCCCUGUCCUUCUAAACUAGAAGAAGUUUCUACUGGGAUCUUAAGAAAAUGUGGCGGCCUGCCACUGGCUAUAAGUACAUUUGCAAGUUUGCUUGCCAAUAAGACACAUAAGAAGGAUGAAUGGGAGAGACUGCAAGAUUCCAUUGGCACCGGUCCUUCGUUUGAUAAUGAUGGGAAUCUAAAAGAGAUGAAUGAUAUACUAUUACUUAGUUACUGGGAUCUUCCACACCAUUUGAAGACUUGUUUGUUGUACUUGUGUAUAUAUCCAGAGGACUACAAGAUCGAGUGUAGAGAACUGAAAUGGAAAUGGAUGGGUGAAGGAUUCCUUGAUAGACGAUGGGGACGUCUGGAUGAGGUAGCAGAGAACUGUAUCAAUGAACUUGUUAAUAGAAAUAUGAUCCAGCCAACUGAUAUUGAUGAUGAUGGUACUGUGAAAUAUUGUCGAGUCCAUGAUAUGGUGCUUGACCUUAUCAUAUCCUUAUCGGAUGAAGAGAAUUUUGCCACUGUUUUAAAUGGGCGUGUAUGCAAUUCAUUUCCAAACAAUAUUCGACGUCUGUCCGUGCAAGUUAGUGGCAAAGAGCAUAAUGGCACAAACCGUGCGAUUACAGAAACCAAGCUACAUCUUCGCUCACUGACUACCUUUUGGCAAGUUCAGCAAGUACCCCCCCUUGUCCUUGUGGACUUCCAUGCUUUGCGGGUGUUGGAUCUUGAGGGAUUUUUUUAUUUGGAAAACAAGCAUGUAAAACAUAUAGGAAGUUUGCGUCGGCUGAGGUAUUUGAGAAUUCGCAGUAAGAAAAUUACUGAGCUUCCUGGUGAAAUAGGAAAGCUGCAGCACUUACAGACUCUCGAUUUGAGACACUGCUAUUCACUUCUCAGACUGCCACCAACCGUGGCGCAGUUGUGGAAAUUGGUGCGCCUAUUUGUCAGACAUGAAACACAACUACCUCCAAGUGGGUUCCGGAGUCUGGAAGCCUUGGAGGAGUUAGACUUCCAGAAAACUGACGACCCAGUGAGAUUUGCGGAGGAAGUAAAUGAGUUGGGCAAAUGCAACCUUUGCUGUCUUCGUACUGGUGGAGAGACAGCCGAGCGUCUGUUCUGUAACCCAUGCUGGACCUACCCUUCCCUCCAAGUUCUUGAAAUUUGGCCACAUAUUGGAACGGUUCCCAGGGGAAUGGCCUCCCUCAAGAAUCUCGUGAAACUAUGCAUACGGGUCAAGGAAUUUGAUAAGGAGGGUCUCCAAAUCCUCAUGGGCAUUCCUUCUCUGGGCCAUCUUCAGCUAUGGGUUACAGAGGUCAUCGAAGAGAAGCUGACCGUGGGUAGUAAUGGAUUCAAACUGCUGAAGGUGUUGCAGUUCAACUACACAGGCGAUUCUGUUUUUCUACUGAAACCAACAAAUGGACUGCGGCUAACAUUUGAACCGGAUGCUGUGCCAGCACUCCGACAGCUCCGUCUUGUCUUGAGCCCAAUGUGGGUGGGGUCCGACUUCUUUGCAUACUUGGGUGCCGAGCAUUUUUCAGGCCUUGCACACCUCGAGGUCGAAUUUGAUUGUUACAGAGCAGCUCUAGGCAGGGUGGAGGCUUUGGAGUCUUCCAUUAAAAAAGCAAUCAACCUGCACUCCGACUGCGAGAUGCGUGUCCAUAGAAUCCAUGAACAUGGCAUGUUUAAGGAUGAAAAGGAAUGGGAAGAGGCCGUCGUAGAAGACAGAAAGAGGGUGGAAAAGAUUGAGCUAUUAAGGGGUCUGAUGGAGAUACCGGCCACCAAGAACUAG